Messenger RNA from Malus domestica (apple), 1293 nucleotides. The record is from RefSeq and is a predicted model, not a curated record. Lineage: Eukaryota; Viridiplantae; Streptophyta; Magnoliopsida; Rosales; Rosaceae.
CUUCCUACUUCAAACUAAAAAGACCACAUCGGACGCAUCAAUCCAUUCAAUCUUGUCAAAGUUUGAAGCUUUUGAGCAAGAACCCUCCUUCCUGUCCCAAUCCCCCGAUUUCCCAGUUCUGCAAUUUCUCCAUUGUUUCACUCCAGGCAACCUGAACCUUUCAAUCUUCAACUCUCCUGUUCUGAAACAAAAGAGUUUUGAUUUUUCAUGGCGCCUAAACCGUGUUUAGAAUCAGCUUGAAUGAAUGCAAUUUCUGAAGCAAAAAAACUGCCUGCGUAAUUAUAAACGUUUUGUUGGGUUGAUUGGAUUUGAUGGAUACCAGUAAGUGGAGGCCUUCUCAAGUUGGAGAGGCGGCCAUGGAUGCCGGCGAUUGGAGGAGUCAGCUGCAGGCUGAUUCAAGGCAAAGAAUUGUCAACAAUCUGCAAAAUGGAUACGACCUUUUUUAUAGAAUGGAUACGUUGAAGAGGCAUUUUCCCUUCUCCGGACAAGAUGGAUUACAGGAACUCAGUAAAAUUGCUGUAAGGUUUGAGGAAAAGAUUUAUACUGCAGCCACAAGCCAGUCGGAUUAUCUACGGAAAAUUUCUCUGAAGAUGCUCACAAUGGAGACCAAGUCUCAGAAUUCAAUGGGCAAUCCUUUACAAUCUAACUCUGCUGGGUCUUUCGGUAUGCAACCCCAGGUCCCCAAUCAAGCUUCUCUAGAUUCCUCAGCUCAGACUGGAUAUGCAAAUGGGGGUGAUUGGCAAGAGGAGGUCUAUCAAAAAAUCAAAGUCAUGAAGGAAAAUUACUUACCCGAACUAAGUGAAAUGUAUCAGAAAAUUGCUACUAAACUUCAGCAGCACGAUUCUCUUCCACAACAACCAAAGUCAGAGCAGCUUGAGAAGCUAAAAAUGUUCAGAACCAUGUUAGAGCGCCUCAUAUCAAUCUUACAGGUUUCCAAGAGUAACAUUUCACCUGGUUUGAAAGACAAGUUGGGUUUAUUUGAGAAGCAGAUAGUAAAUUUAUUAAUACAAAUAGACCGAGGAAGCAAGGUCCUCCUCUGCAACAAGGGCAGCUCCCCCCACCUCCUCAUAUGUAAAGUGGAUUGCACCGUUGUUGAGAGGCUGGCGAGCUUCAACAAAACGAAGAAAUCGCAACCGCAACCGCAAAAUGAAUGGACCGCAUUUUGAAAGAUUUCAAGCUAUUUGUCAAUAAUUAAUUAAAGAGACUGCAUUUUUAUAACGUUAUUUGUGUGUUUGGAAUGAUUUAUCAUCAGUUUUACUUUUAUAUGAUUGAAUUAGAGGAGCUCUCUCUCUC